This is a messenger RNA of Fimicolochytrium jonesii, 1796 nucleotides long. RefSeq lists its product as uncharacterized. Gene Ontology annotation, molecular function: protein binding. The record is from RefSeq and is a predicted model, not a curated record. The transcript is spliced from 2 exons. Lineage: Eukaryota; Fungi; Chytridiomycota; Chytridiomycetes; Spizellomycetales; Powellomycetaceae. The coding region runs from base 206 to 1633 and encodes 475 amino acids.
GUUGGGGACGCCCGGCGAAGAAAGGAGGGUGAGGGAGAGAGCGAGUUCAGUGGGACCCUCGGCGCAUGAACACUUGAGGAUGGCGAGCGUAGGGAGGAUUAACGGUCCUUGGGGUUUCAGCCAUGCAAAGAAAGUGCGACCGAAUGCGAGCGUACUGUGUUGCAGGCACAGGAUUGUUUAAGAUCGCGCGUCGAGCGCCAGGGGCAUGGAUUGCAGCCAAGGCGAUCUACUAGCAGCGACGACGGCAACCAUCCCUGCUCCGCUAAAGUCAUCUUCCAACUCACGAGGAGAAAGAUCACAAGACACCCUGCCGCCGGUAUCGCAACCUCAACGCAAACGCUUCCAAGUCCGUUUCGAUCGCGAAAAGAUCCGCAGCCUCAGCGGGUCCGACAAAGUAGAUCUCUUCCGCGACUACAUCAAAUGCCAUCAAGCCGACGAUGCGCUGUAUGUCUACACGAUCCUCAAACAAAACGACCUGAAUGUCCGCCUCAAAUACGAUGACUACCACGGGUUCUUCCACACCCUCAUCACCAACCCGAACAAGUACCGCGACGCCAUCAACACCCUCGUCAGCGAUAUGCGCCGGUACGGAUACAAACCGAGCGACAACUUCUUAAUGGACUUGCUGGUCUGCUGCAAACGCUGCGGGGAUUUCGAUACCGCCAUGAGCGUGUACGACGAGCUGAAAGCCGCCAAACGCGCCAUCUCCCUGCAAGGCUACAACGCCCUCCUCGACCUCUGCACGCACCACGGCGGGCUCGCGCAACGCCAACGCGGCGUCGACAUCUGGUCCGAGAUGCUCGCCUCCUCCACGCCGAAUUUUUGCCUGGACUCGGAAUCCUACCGCAUCGGCAUGGAACUGUUCGGCAAACUCUCGAAUUCAUCCGAAGUCGACAGCAUCUACGCCCGCGCAAUCACCGAGUGGAAAAAACACCGCGUCGCCACCCUCCAACCCACCGCCGCCGCCAGCCGCAUCCACAUCGACAACGCCUACCUCGGCGUCCUCGUCAACACCGCCCAAUACAGCCGCGCCAAAACACUCUUUGACCGCUAUUACCUCCCCGGAGCGCCCCUGCACGGGGAUAAAGCUUUCUCACUGGCAGCUCUCCGCCGCACACUCAACAUCCUCCUCAAAAUGUGCGAAGCCACCCGCGACUACCCCUUGGCCCACGUUUAUUGGACGGAUUUCACCCGCCGCGGCGUGCACCCGGAUGCUGUCGCCUACGGGCGCAUGAUCACACUAUCCUCCCAUGAUUUAGUUUUAGCGCAGGAGUACUUUGAGAAAGCGGUCCAAGUCCACGGCGCCGACGCCAACAUCCGCAAACUCACUAAACUGCGCACCGCCCUACUCGCCGCACACGCCCUAUCCCCCUCCGGUGAUAUAAAAGUUGCGUAUGAACUGUACGAAGGGAUCCGCAACGACGCGGGGGGAAAGGUACCGAGGAGUGCGGUGGGAAGUAUGGUUGGGAUGUGUUUGCGGGCGAGGGAUUUGCCGAUGGCGUUGGGGGUGUGGGAACGGGCCGGCGUUGAGGGGGGCAUUGUUUUGGGGGCCGGGGAGGAGAAGGAGGGGAGGGAGGUGAGGGAGAUGGCGGAUGUUGUUGCGGCGUAUCGGAGGAUGUGGCCUGGGCAGUAGAGGGCGGAGGGAGGGGGUUGAGAUUUAGACACCGUAAAUUUAGAGUCCCUGAACGAAGUUACCUUGUGUCAUUGGAUAGCAGUGACAAAGACCAUCUAACCGUCGGGUACGGCGACCUCUACACAUAUCUGUCUGCUGUAUUGUCCAGGGUCUGUCUGCCUCC